GAUAUACGAGUAACGUACUGCGCAUGCACCCGACACGCAGCCUAGGCAACGCGACAGCCUAGCUUGCCAAGGGCCCACUAAAGCCAAAGCAUCACGCCAGUUUGCAGUGUCAGCAGCGUGCAGUUGGGUUGACAACGGUCACUCCAGAAGCGCACCUUUGCUCUAGGGGGCGGCGGAACGCCUCGAGAUGGCGAAAAACAAACCACUUCCGUGCGCGUCCGCGACGGACUUUCCGGUGGCUUGCAGCCCGCGGCAUGUGCACAGUCUGCAGAACGGCGGUCGGCGUGCCUUAUCGGCCAUCCCUGGGCACGGAAUGCAGCCGCCUGCCUUGCUCAGCGUCGCCGAACUUUGAACCUCGAAAACGAGAAGGGUGAUCGGUGCGCGCCCUGUCGUCCAGUGCAAUAGUUGCGCUUCGACCGCCCGCUAUAAUAGAAGCCCAUCUGAACACGCGCGUCACUAUAGGACUGUGGUCCACUGGAUUUUGACUCGUUCACCGAUUCCUGUUCGUCUCAGGCGGACUCGACGUCAACCGGCCACGAAAGAGUGUAAAUAUGACAGUGACUUAAGCUUCACGCCUGUGUUUCAUGGUCAGUUUCGGUAUGGCCACGUGGAGUUGACACAAUCUGCCCUGCGCUCAUCAGUCCAUGACUUUUGUGAGUGAUUAGCUGCUGUCCACUGUACUGAGUCUUCGGGUGACUUUUGAUCAUCAGUCAGUGAAAUCUGAAUUUGGUGAAGGUCUCACCGCCUCUUCGCAGAAGUCUGUAGCCAGGAUACCAUCGCGAAGUUGCGAUGCGCACUAAAAUCGUAUUCCAUCGCCUCUUCAAGACGUUCCAUUGGAACAAAGUGGAGCCGGACGGCAUGGCCGAGGACGCCGAUCAGGUGGAUGCCUCGGCGGCCGCCUCGGCCGAUUGCCCGCCGCCAGCUGCUCAGGGGGACGGGGGACUGCCUCCUUCGUCUUCGGCAAGCGCCAACCACGACUCCUCCUCGUCCUCCUCUGCGAGAGCGUUGAGCGGUCACGUCAAGCUGCUGCGGCCGGUCAUGGUGCAGGCUUCGGUGGUGCCCGAGUCCCCCCCUUCUUCGCCGAACGUAGACGACGACGCGCCUCCACUGCAGAUCGACGAAGACGCCCCGACACCGCCCAGCCCGCCUUCGACCUCGCCGCACCCGGCCAGCCCAAGUCCUCCCAGCGACCUGGUCGUCACCGCACGCCACGACGUCGUUUUAAGAGGCGGCAGCGUGUGGAGAGACCACAAUGUCGAAGGCAUCGCCAACGACAACAGGAACAACGGCAAUCAACGAAAGGAACGUCGCAGAUCGGGCGAGCCGCCAUCCGAUGCGGAAGAAGCCAGGAUCCGCGAGUACUUGUGUCGCAGUGACACGGCCGUCAUCUACCCGGAGCCCGUAGAGGCUGCCAGCGCUCCAGCCGUCGCUGCACAACAACAAGGGUUGGCCUCGAACUGCCGUGCCGACGAGGAGUCGGCGAGCCGCGCGAGCCCCGUGGCCGUCGCCGCAGGCGGCGACGGCACCAGCAUCAGCACUAGCGACACCAGCCCAGCCAUGUUGGAAGAGAGCAUGGUCCUGCACUGCGCCCACUGCACGCACAGCUUCACGGGGGUGAGCGCGGCGGCGCAGCUCAGGGACCACGUGCUCUGCGCGCACCCCUCGAGGCAGUCGGAUGACUCGUCGGUGGCCGUGAAGAAGGAGCCCGGCUACGAGUUGUCAUCGAUGACCGUCAAGAAGGAAGAGCCGAGCGACGAGUCGUCCGCGCCGCGUCCCCCGAGCAACGGGCCCGUGGUCGGCAUGGCCGUCUUCACCUGCGCCAAGUGCAACGUGACCUUCUCCAAAAAGGAACACCUGGAGAAGCACGACCUGAUGCACACCGCUGCCGUUCCUGGCACGCAGCCGCGUCCCCAGGCGCCCGUCCAGCCAAGCGCGGAUGAGAACGCGGCGUUGCGCAAGUUCAAGUGCCCCGAGCCGUCGUGCGGCAAGGCGUUCAAGUUCAAGCAUCACCUGAAGGAACACAUUCGCAUCCACAGCGGCGAGAAGCCGUUCGAGUGCCCCCACUGCCAAAAGCGGUUCUCGCACUCGGGCUCCUACUCAUCACACAUGACGAGCAAGAAGUGCCUCAUCGUCAACCUCAAGGUGCGCAAGAUGGAUACCAAGGCGGCGCGGCAACGUGCUGCUAACGGUGCCACUGGCGGCGCCCAGGGCAACACCUUCCGACCUAUCAUUCCAAAGUUCGGCACCGGUGGCGAAGUGUCCGUGUCUCCCCUGGCGAGCUCCUACAUCCACGACCGCUUCCCUUUCCCUGGGGACUACGCGGCCCGCUCGCCGUCCUCCGCAAGCCAGCCGGGCGUGCCGCCACCGUUCCUGCCUCCGUACGCGACUCCGCUCGCCUUCCAACACCUGCUGGCCAGCCAGCUCUCAGCAAUUUCCCCACAAUACCACCUGUCCACUCUGCCGCCCUCCUUUAGCGAGGUCGCCCAAAUGCUGCAAGCCGGCACCGCCGUCAUGGAGAAGGCCUCGAUGCCCGUCAGCAACGGCGAGCUCAAACUGCCGCCGCAUGACGCCUUCAAGAAGUUCCUCGAGCUGAUGGACGCCGCAGCUGCCAAGCGCAGCAACGGUUCCUCGCCACCUCCGCCCAAGAAGAACGGCCUUCUCUCCGGCCUACUGGACGCCGCUCCUCUUCACGCCAGCCGCGACGACCCUCCGUCAAAGCGCGAGUACUCGUGCGUCCACUGCAAGGCUGCCACAUUCGACAGUCCGCUGGCACUGCGCCACCACGUAGAAUUCUCGUGCCAAGCUAGCCGUGACGUCAACCGGAACCUUUACUCCGACCUCAAGGGCCCUCCUGCUCUCCUUCCGUUGCCGGCAGUCAGAGACGAGUCGGGUCGCGAGUCGAGCGGUGGAAGUGACGUGACUGACGAUGACGCCGACAGCGGGGAGGACGGUGGCGGGAGGCGGUCCCGACCAGACACCAUAUCGGCGCAGGGCGAAAUGCUCCUGCAGGCCGCCUUCUUACUUAAUCCUUCACCGAAUCGCGACGAUCUGUCCAGCCUCGCGCGAAAGAUUUAUUCGAGUACGAGGAGCGUGCACGCAUGGUUUCAAAGCGCGUUGGCGCGGUCGCGUGCGGCCCAGUCUCGCCAGCUGUCAUCGCCGCCGUUUGGUGCGUCUCUCGCGUCCAAAACCGGGGAUGUCAUCGGCUCCCCGCUUCAGGUUUCGUACGCUUCUCUCGGUGUGGCGCUCAAUGGCGGUGGUGCGUCAUUACCGGACGGACAGCCAUCGGAUCCAGCGCUUGCGGAAUCCGAACAGCCGCUGGAUCUUUCGGUCAAGUCCCUGGGCGGCCGUUCCGGUUCAAACACACCUUGGAGUAUCGGUGGUUUCAGCGGUGGUCACGGGGAACCGGAAAACGACUGCGAGGUUCUCAACCUGAGCCAGAGAUCUCCGCGGACUUCGACGCCCAGGGAGAGCGACGCGGUGUUCCUCAACGGCGACGUCUCGCAAAGGCGUAGGUCGCCGCCUUCGUCGCUUCGAUGUCCCCUGGUGCCCUACACGGCGUCCGAAGACUCGAAGACUGCCGCCAUGUUUCACUCUGGAAGCCCACUACUGUCGACAUCCGCGAACCACAUUCUCGCUCUGUCGGCUCUCAGGGGCCUCGACUUCGAGGCCGACUUGCAGCGGUACCGCGAGUUUUCCCUCCGGGAGAGGCAUCACCAAUACGGGUACCCGUCGGCGCCGCAGGAACCCGUCACGGGGCUCGCGCUGGCUUCCCCGCAUGCGGCGCUCUCGCCGCCUACAAGCGCCGACCUGAUGCGCUCGUCGACGUCAUCGGACAGCCGCGACGCCACCAACAGCCCUCCCUCGCACAACGCCUCCGGCUUCAGGGUCAGCAAGAUGCUGUCACCGAUCUACUACCCCGACGCGGAGGACCAAGGCAGCGGAGAACCCGGCAGUCCCAAGUGCUACCUGAAGAAAAACUUCAGACAGGGCGAUGCGGAGUGCCUUGCGGACGAUGAUUGCCCAUCGAAUGAUGAGGACCCACGCCAACCGGGCUCCAAGAAGCGCAAGCUUUCGGCCAAGGGCGACGGCAACGCGGAAGAUGGCUGCACCUUCUGCUGCGACCAGUGCGAAAAGACGUUCAACAAGCAGAGCUCGCUUGCCAGGCAUAAAUACGAACACUCAGGCCAGCGACCACACAAGUGCGACGUCUGCGAGAAGGCCUUCAAACACAAGCACCACUUGACGGAGCACAAGCGGCUGCACAGCGGCGAGAAGCCUUUUCAGUGCCAGAAGUGCCUCAAGCGCUUUUCCCACUCCGGCUCCUACAGCCAGCACAUGAACCACCGCUUCAGUUACUGCAAGCCCUACCGAGAUAAUGGCAAGUAAGGCGAGCGCCGCAUCAAUUCAUCGACCUCCAGCGGAAGGAGCUGCCCCGGCGCGACCCUCCGAACCCGCAGGGAGAGCGCCGGUUGUAGCUGGACAGCUACGCCAGCUGCUUGGUCCUGAGAAGCCACGCGCCUCAGCGCUGUUUGAUGCGAUGCAGACGCAAACGGCAUAUUGAAAACCUUCAGUGUGGCGCAAGCAGCCGGCCGGAGGGGCGGUCCGCACUUUAGCGAAAAAGAGCCAAAGAAAGAAGAAGUACUUGGCGCUAUUGUCAACGCAUUCCAAUGAGUGGGCGAGCUGUGCUCGGCGAGAGUGUGGAAAAGGGCAGCCGCUGCUCCGUCGACAGAGUUCUUCGUGUGUUCAAGGUUUCGCGUCAGCUUCGUUCGACGGUGUUCCUGUGGCCUCAGUCAGCUGCGGGACCGGCCAUUUUCCUCCCGUUUUGCCAACCCCCGCAGGUGUUCAGGCCUGAACUGAUGAACAACGGUGCCAUGUUUCGAGGACCGCGUGCUGCCGUCCCCUAUGCUUCAAGCCGCGUGCUAAUGCCCCAGGGAGGAAGACACCGGACGAUGCUCCGUGACAAGCUUGCUUCCGGCAAGGGUCGACGCCUGCGCCAGGCACCGGUGCACUGUUCCUCGGCAUCUACAGCUAUCGAGACUCGACAUAGCACCGGAAGCGGAUCUCGAAGACAAGAGAUGCGAGGCGCGUGUUUUUCUCGCGCGAAUCGGAGCGCGGUGUGUGUGCGUGUGAACGCAAACUUGAGGCAGUGACUCUCAGUGUGACUGCGUAGUUCCGGUCAUCUCCCCUGUAACCCCGUUCGUCUUCUGGACCCUGGUCAUCAUCUCCGACGCAGCCGCAGGUCCACGUUCUCGGCACCUCGUCCCUCCAUCCUUCCACGAACAAGAGAAAGGCGCGAGGUUCGCUUCGUUUCCGCCUGCAGCAGCUUCACGGGAUCAAAAAGUGUAAUUUAACAAGAGUGGACAUGACUGAAUGACUUGAGGGGCGUGUUUUGUCUAAAUGAACGUUGCUGGGACUCGCCCUCUCCCUUUAAUGUUUGAUUUUGUUUCCUCUUCCCGCCUACUUCGCUAUCUUUCCUCUCCGCUGAUACAUCUAACACAGAAAAGAGCUGUUUUUACGCUGUGCCAUAGUACAUUGCUGCUCGCGAGCGUUCUUUGACGUGUAACCUUCGACGCUUGUAUGAGCAUUAGACUUUUACGAUGUGCUUGCGUGCGCGCGCGCUUGUGUGUUUGUGCGCGCGAGUGAGUGUUCGCUGUUUACCGCGCUGUAGUCGUCUCGGCUGCUCGAUUCGACGACCGUUCGUUUGUGCCAUGACAGUAUAGACACGAGGCGUCUGUCGUUGUUUCGUUCCUGAAAUAUUCUCAAUUCAUGACGUCACUGUAGCAUCUACUGAGUCGCGCACGAAAGUCCUAAUAAUCAGAGAGGGCUGAGUUACUACUCGUUUCAUUUCUCAUUUUCUCUCGUACUUGUUUCCUUCAUCAGCCUUGUUGCUGGUUCUGUGUGUUCAAGUUCUCGCAGCGCAGAUUACAGCUGCGACAUUGUACCUGGUUCUUUUUUUAGCACGGUCGCAGGUUCAACACCGUGCACACGCUGCGCGUACGUCCCAUGAAAGGGGUGAACGUCGACCUUUUUUCUUUUUCUUUUUUUGUUCGUCGAGAAAUUCUGUAAUGAACUUCCUCAAAUCUUCGGUGCAAGGCAUUUGCUCAGUGCAGCUGUGUGAAUAUAGACAACGAAACUCGUUAAUCUUACGUCCUUGGUCUCGCAAUCUACUUAACUGCAUUAGAAUUCCUCGAAGCUUUCGAAAGGAUCGCUUAUCCCACUGAGUUGGGCCGGAUGCUGCAUUAUGUCCUUUUUUAUUUCUUUGCCGUCUCAUCGCGAAAUGUUUCAUCAUUCUUUCUUGUUUGCCAUCAGGUCUUGUUUUCCGUAACGUUAUUUGGUAGUCAUGGUUUCCACGCCAAAACAAUAAUGUUCAGCUCCGCAAUCACCUAUUGUGUUUGGCACUAGUCAACUGAUGCGCGGCUAGUCGAUUCUUUUUUCUUUUCUUUCUUUUACAUCGGGAUUGACGUGCAAUUGCCUCGAAAACCAAAGAAACCAGGAGAUUUAGUCGUUUUCUUUGAUUCCCGCUCGACUUUCCCUUCCUAGAAUGCUUUAGCGAAGUGACGCCGCUCUGUGAACCGUUACUGUGUUUCUACCUGAGUGGUGUGCGUGUGUACCUGUACCUACCGCGCAUGCGUACUUGGCAUAUUACAGUGGCGCCAUCUGUGGAGCGGCAACGGUCUCUCUAUAGCGUUCUUAUUUUUGCAAUUCACUGAGUCGCAAAGAGCUUACCUUGUUUUCGCUUUUUUUUUUCUUUGCCCUCCGAAGCGCUACAGUCGCAAGCAGCAUGAAAGGAAGAAAAAAAGCGGCGAACUGGCGUUUAGUGGUAUGCAAUGAAAUCGUGUACAUAGGAUAUUCCAUUCUACGACGUUCAUUUCUCUCGUCGUGGGCAUUUCUGUUUUUUCUUUCUUUCUUUUUUUUUUUUUUGAAGCUUUCAUUUCGUGUGUGCAGCAACAUCGCGCGUCGCACCUGUCGCCGUUGAACAUACUCUAGAGAAAUGUGUAUAAACGUUGGUACGCUACGAGAAAAGUGAUGCGAAAGCCCGCAUCAGAAAUGCAAUCUCACCUACGUAUUCCUCACUCGCAUAUUUGAAGAUAUAAAUAUAUAAAUAUUAUAUGAAUAUAUAUGUUAUAUAUACAUAUACAUACACACAUGAAGCUUGUGCCAAUUGGAAGGAGUGGAAUCCUUUUAUGCUCCGUUCUUUUUUUUUUCUCCCUCUCCCUCUCGUUUGCGAGUUCACAAACGUUGCGUUGUGUCGUGGCAUAGAGGCAGGCGCCCUCUCGGACCCGCUCCGUAAGUGGUUCGCCGAAGCCCGUUAUUGCGAACGGUGCCCGAACAAUUUAAGCUUAGAGUUCGUAUUUUUUUCUUUUUUCCGGAAAACUUGAGUUACUUCUGUAUAACAACAGCUUAUGCUCAUCUGGGAGUCCCCGUCACAAUACCGCAGCGCGGGACUUAAAGAAAUAUAGCGUCCGUGACCCGGUAUCAUAAGAUAUAUACCUUCCACCGUGCCCGGCAUGCAUGGUUCUAAAAACUUGACGCAGUGUUUUUUUUUUUUUUUCGUAAAGUAAUUACCGUCCUUCGUCGGGUUGCGUAUUCCCGAAGAGCCAGCCGCGAGGCUCGUGCACGCGAGCAAUCGUUAACAAAGCUUAGAUUAUAGUUUGAACAGCGCAUGCUGCAGCCUGUAUCGAAUGUAUGCAAGAACACCUGCGUAGCCGUUUAAUUCGAAGUGAGCAGAAACGUUUGCAUAAGAACCGCUGGGUCUAAUCUAGUCGUGACCGAGUGACCCUUUUCUAUAGCCUAUAGAAUUGGGUACCGUAAUAAAAAAGUUGGGCUCUUUUUUCCAACGCUUUCGAGUACCGAGAUCGAAAUAGGGGUACUGUGUACGGCGUCAGUCGUGGUCACAAGUGAAGGGCCGCGCUGAUGACGUAGGCAGGCUCUGCCUCUGUGCCCGAACCAAUCGCAACUCGCAUUCUGUAAAUGUCAUUGUACAAGUUGCCCGUACUCUUGCGUUCUUCUCUCGUUUCAAGUCUCAUACAGCGAGUGCAUACCAAAGAAGGCUUAGUCUGUCGUCCACAGCGUCGAUGAGAACGGCCGCCCCAUGUAUAUAGACAUACCGCGAACGAAACGUCGCAUCGCAGUGUGUCGUUGCGACGAGCUUUGUUUCAUCAGUAUUGUUUUUUACUGUCAGUUAGCACUUAGUCCUUUUGUUUUUUUUUCGUUUCUUUUCGUUUCGUGUAUGACGCACACCACGUGAGGGCGUGUAUGCUGUAUCGUUCUCGCGCUGUCGCGUUUCGGACGCAUUCGCGUCGUCUGUUUCAUCAUGCCAGCGCUUUCACGAAUCGACUCGCACCGUCGGAGGCGACACGAUCCGAAACCGUUCUCCAGAAAGGUGUCGGCUCACGGUCGACUCUUGUAUUCCUUUAACUCCAUUUGCGUUCAUUUGAGUUCAUUCUCGUGUCGUGUCUUGAUUCCUCCCCGCAUUUCCAUUUUCUCGUUUAAAACGGAACUAAACGUAGGACAAAGACGUGUAAAAGAUAAAAAGCGUGAAGUAUUGAAGUAUAUGUCAGAAGAAGGCUUUCGAAUCACAGGCAGCCUUCGCAGGAGUGGUCCAGCUCUGGCACACACAUUUUCUUUUUCGCACAAAGUACAGGCUUUGACAUUCUUGCUUAAUAUCUUGCGCCAUAAAAGUUAACGCUUCCUUUUCCUUUGCGCUCUGUCGGCAACCUCUUGGCUAUUUCAUUUAUUUCACGUACCAUACUACGGUGAAGGCGUGGACCUUUGUGCAAUACAUCUAUGCCAUUAACAUACAUCUAUGUCAAGGUAUACCAUCCAUCAUUGUCUCUACCUCUAGAUACUUUAAGUAUAAAAGAAAAGGUGGCAUCGCGAUUCUCAUUCAAACGCAAGGAUCCCGCGGUCUCCUUGCAAGUUCGCAUCCUUAACAUCACUUUCGCGGCCUCGUUUCAUCGAGCGUGCUUCUAGUCCGCUUUCUUUAUUUUUUUUUCUAUUCGCUCCUUUCUGCGGGGAUGUAAUUCCGUGCAUAAAUUGUGCCCUCGAAGUUCGGCGCCUGUCGGAGACUUCUUUUAAUCGAACAAGCAUAGUUUUCGCCGACUAAAUCGGUUUCUCUGGAUCCCGAGCUACACUCAUGCGCGCAUGACUGACAUUGAUCGAAUAGUCGAACAUCGUAUCUACUACAUCUGUUGAGUGUUGCCUCUGCCCUUAAAAUGGUACUUGAGGAGGGGUGCAGCGCACCAAUUAGCGCGAGUCGCAACCCUUGAUUCUUAGAAGGGCAUGCCGGCGAAAUAACAUCCUAUGCCACAGUCUGUAGCAGAAAGCCGAUGGUACUAGUCAAUCCAAAAACAACAUAGGCACAUUCAUACGAAAGCUUGUUUCUAUAGGGCGAUUUGCAAACCGGUAAUAUCGUCCCCGCAUUUUCGCGUGUUAUUAUUCAUAUUGGUAACUCUCUGUCGACUUUCCUUUUCUUUAUGAGUAGCGUUAAUUUUUUUUUUAAUCUGUUCCACGACUAAUCAGAUUUUUGUAGCACUGGGCGUACACAUUUGUAGCCUGAUUGAUGAGUGUAACUAGUCACUCUGUAUUAUAGCUGAUUAUCGUUUCUUUAUGUUUCCGAGCAUAUUUUUUUUGUCAGAUGACGCGUUCGUCAAGCCAAAUCAUGGUUUAAAAAAGUGUUAACACAGUAGCAUACUACGAAAUUUUUCAGGGAACACCGUAGUCAAGGUGACGCUCCACGUUGACCACACUCUAAGAAAAAGAUUACCUUUUACUUUUUUUCUGGUAAGACCUGACUUGCCACCUAUGUAACUCUCUUUAAAUAUACUCUCCAAAAGGGAGUUAAUAUGUACCGUUAAAGACAGUUAUAUACGCCGAAAAGUCAGGUCUUACCAUAAAAGUAGUAGCACGUAGUGGUAUUCUUUUUUUUUUUCUUUUUCUUAGAGUGCAAUAACGUCGUCCGGCUUGUUGCAGUUUACUAGAUGAACUUCAAGAACAACGUAUAAGCCUCUUUUGCUAUAGUUUUCUUUCUUUUUUUCAUUUUUAGAAGAAUGCCGUAUUGAGGUAUGUCCAAGUGUUUACGAAUGAGUUGCACGUGGACAUGUGCAAUCCGCUUAUCUUUUAUUUUAUAUCUCGCUCUGCUUUCCUUUCUUGCUCGCUUCCUCUGUGUUUUACAAUGUAACUGACGCAUGCGCAUAUGGAGCUUCUAUGCCACUCCCUGUUCAUUUUGUCACCCAUAGAGUUCAUUCAAAGUGCAGUAUUACAUGAACCUGAGUCUGUGCGGUGUCCGCCGACAAAAUGUGCCAAAGACAUGCCAAAUUGUACAGUGCUUCGGUGCCAAAAGCAGAUUACACUGUGAUGUUUUAUUUUGCGCUGAUGCCAAAGCCGUGUACACAGCCAAAAUUCGCGUUUAGUCAGCCAGCGAAUGUUGUUGUGUCUUGUAGGGCCUAACUUAACGAGGUGUUAACGGUGGGGAAAGGAAACCUACCAAAUGUGCCAGAACAUGAAAUAUCAAAACUUUUUUUUCUACAGCUUAUGAUGAACCAAAGAAAAUGAGCUCUUGCUCUCAUGUUUGUUCCUAACAUUUGAUACAUGCCAACAGGUUCGAUGCUUUAUUGGAAGUUUUUCUUUAUAGCGCGGUUCAGUGAACGUCGGGCGCUCCUAAAAAACGAAUGCUCACGCUGUCGUAAGGAGCACUUCUCUUUAUUAGCUGGUUAACCGACCAUCUCUCACGUCGCAGCUUUACGAUCGUAAAAGUUCGAAGCAUGACGUUACCAACUUAACUGGCUGUCAACCUUCAGUCUGACUACCUGUAGCGAAAACGUUACGUGGGCUCGCUGUCAUAGCUUGAGCUUGCUUCAAGACAAAGGAGUCGCGUAACUAUGUUCGACAGGUCGCCAAACAAGUAUUCCCAUGUUUUGUCGAACUCGAAGGCAGCUUUUCACGACAGCGUAACUUUGCUGCAUGCACUUGUUCCCCAUGAAAGGUUCUUGUUCUAUCGUUUUGAACGUUUAAAAUUAUCAAAUGUAUUGUACGUAGGAUAUGUUUUUUUUUUCUUUAGUGGGCCUGCAGCUGCCUCCACCGAUCUUUGCGGUCUUCAUCCGCUCGCUGUGCACUGUAUACCUGCGGGGUUUUACCUGUGUUUUGUGGGUCUUGUUCACAUGUACUCAAAACGAGUGGAGAUAUACUUGCCUUUGUUUUGCGAAAUACAAUGCUAUUUGAAAAGAGUUGUAUUAGUCGAUUUACACGGUGAUGCGAUUUUGGCUGGCUUCCAAAAGUUCUGCCAGCUUUGUCAACACGUAUAAAACGCCGAUGGGCGUUUCCCCAUAACAUGCCAUGAAAUUGAACAUAUGGCAAUGUUUUAGCAUGACCAGACUGGAUAGGUGCGCGGGCUUUCCAACGCCCAUGCGCCUCUCCAGUCCGGCCAUGGUUUUAGCGUGUUACCAUUUUCGGAAAUUUGUUACUGGGCGUACAUGGAAUUUUGUGAACUGCGAAAGGAAGGUUGUUCAGUGCUGACGCUGUGAUUAGCAUUUGCGGAACGAGAACGUCCAGAAAACGAGGAAACCGUGGACGAGAACAAGCACGCAUACUUCUUCAACCUCGGUUCCUCCAAGACCCUGAGCUUUAUUGCUGGCAUUGUCAUUAUUGCUGUAACUUACGUUGGUUUCAUUUUCGUACCAGGGUCAUUGAUAUGUGGUGUCAUCCUUAUUAAAUCACGGCAAUUGUAAAAAAAAAAAAAGAUACACGCACACGACGGAAAGUGCAUUGCCCGAAGUUUUAUUACUGAGUUUCUGCAUCACCCUCCCGUGCACAAAGUAAUGUGCACUGGAUUUUUAGUUUGUUGUUUCAUUAUUUUGUGUCGUAUGUGUAAGAUUUAUAUUUUGUAUAAAGCUUUUUGUUAACAACUGAA
Messenger RNA from Rhipicephalus sanguineus (brown dog tick), 11908 nucleotides. RefSeq names its product zinc finger E-box-binding homeobox 1 (gene zfh1). Gene Ontology annotation, biological process: anatomical structure development; regulation of transcription by RNA polymerase II. Gene Ontology annotation, molecular function: DNA-binding transcription factor activity, RNA polymerase II-specific; RNA polymerase II cis-regulatory region sequence-specific DNA binding. The record is from RefSeq and is a predicted model, not a curated record. The transcript has 8 exons. NCBI's taxonomy places the organism in Eukaryota, Metazoa, Arthropoda, Arachnida, Ixodida, Ixodidae. The coding region runs from base 790 to 4386 and encodes 1198 amino acids.